AUGGGACCACGCGAUCAAGCUACUAUUAGAAGUGACUCAGGCUAUGGGGACGAUGCGUCCGAGGUGCCGCGGGACGGGCCAGAUGCUCAUCCGUUGACCCUUAAGGGAUACGACAUCGGACCGGCGUCCAAAUUGCAAAUCGGCGACGUCUUCGAAUUUCUCUGGGCCGACGCUCCGGAGUUCGAAUGGGAGUGGAAAUGUCUUGGAUACACUCGUUUCAUUGUUUUGCGCCAUAGCGAUACCUUUCCUCAUCAUUGCGCUUGCAUACCUAUUUCCAUAGGAGGCAAACAUGAGUUCGCCAAGCCUGGCAUUGACCAUUUCCAGCAAGGAUACGUCUUCGGCAACGGUGAUCCGACACCGGGCCUCGAUCAGGGCGGUGUAGGGCAACGCCUACCGUAUUCCCCCGUAGGAAUUGAGCUGCGCCCCGGAAAGCUCCGCGUGAAAGAAGACUCUCGGGCCAACUAUGCCGAUAUUGUCGACGUCGACCACGAUGCUCAAGUCAUGGUUAUUGGUGAUGUGGUGCGCUACUUCGAUCGAGUCAGGAGGAACGUCAAUAAGGCCUUCAUGCGUCAGAUUCUGAGGAGGGCUCUGGAAGAAUAUAAGCGUCAUAGGGCGAAUCAAGCAGAGAGCAACAGGAUGUCUAAGAUUCCCCAGUCGGUACUCGACGGCGACGAAGCUCAAUUCAGCGCCUCAGAAAGCGUCGUUCCACCUUCAGAAUCAGCAAGCACAAUUGGGGAGACCAGAUACGAAAGGGAAGGGAGGAGACACAGGAGAUAUUCAAAUUCCAGUUUAAGCUCUCGAAGGCCGAGAACCGACUCACGGACUGGUAGCGUCAGACCGCCUCGGGAAGCCCCCCAAGAAGGCCGGAACGAAAAUUGA
Molecule: messenger RNA, 879 nt
Organism: Daldinia childiae
Lineage: Eukaryota; Fungi; Ascomycota; Sordariomycetes; Xylariales; Hypoxylaceae
Exons: 4
Coding region: 1-879 (292 amino acids)
Source: RefSeq, a predicted model, not a curated record